AGAGCGGCCCGGAAGUGCCCGGUAGCCCGCGGCCGGCGCCGAUUGGCUUCUUUGGGUCUUGCCUUUGUUUGGGGUUGCGCGGAGGACGCUGGCGGUCGCAUCUGUUCCUCUCUGCGCGUAAGGAGUGUCUCUGAGGCAAGAUCUUAGAUUCUCCUUGAAUCCAUCCCAGAUACAGGAUAAAUCUCCCAACAAAGCCCAGAAUGGAACCUGAGGAACAAAAAGAACUUCUGAUAGUUAAGGCAGAGGACCAUUUCUGGGGACAGAACUCCAUCUCACAAAAGUACAGUCCUCCCAGGAGGGAACUCUAUAGGCAGCACUUCAGGAAGCUCUGCUAUCACGAUGCACCUGGACCCCGUGAAGCUCUUACCCAGCUCUGGGAUCGUUGCCGUCAGUGGCUGAGGCCAGAAUACCACACCAAGGAGCAGAUUUUAGACCUGGUGGUGCUAGAGCAGUUCCUGAGUAUUCUUCCUAGGGACCUGCAAGCAUGGGUGCAAGCACACCAUCCAGAAACUGGAGAGGAGGCAGUGACUGUGCUGGAGGAUCUGGAGAAAGAGCUUGAUGAACCUGGAAAGCAGAUCCCAGCCAAUUCAGAAAGACAGGACAUAUUGUUGGGCAAGUUGGCCCCCUUGGGAAGGCCAUGUGAGUCACUCAGUGUCCAGCUCCAUCCCAAGAAGAACCAGCUGGAGCAGAAAUCUGGGAAGCUGCAAAGGAAUGGUGAUAAAACCAGGGAUAAGAAUGAAGAGUUGUACCAGAAGGAAGAUAUGCCCAAAGUCAUGGAAUUCCUAGGGGCGAUAAGUGAUAGACUGAACAAAGAUAUUCUUCAGCAUCCUGAAUCCAAAGAUGCUAUUGAAAAUGCAGGCACAUUAGUUUGGCAACAGAGGGAAAGAAGACGAUAUAAAUGUGAUGAAUGUGGAAAAAGUUUCAGUCAUAGCUCAGACCUCAGUAAACACAGGAGAACUCACACCGGAGAGAAGCCCUAUAAAUGUGAUGCGUGUGGAAAAGCCUUCAUUCAACGCUCACAUCUCAUUGGACAUCAUAGAGUACACACUGGAGUAAAGCCCUAUAAAUGUAAAGAAUGUGGGAAAGAUUUCAGUGGGCGUACUGGUCUUAUUCAGCAUCAGAGAAUCCAUACAGGUGAAAAACCCUAUGAGUGUGAUGAGUGUGGAAGGCCCUUCCGAGUAAGUUCAGCUCUUAUUAGACAUCAAAGAAUUCAUACAGCAAAUAAACUCUACUAAUAACAAAAGGUCUUUAGAUGCUUAGGCCUAACUAGUUAUCAGAAAAUCUACCUUAGGUAACACUUACGGUUUCCUGAAUGUGGGCUACAUAAGCAUCAUUAUCAUUAAAAACUUAUCUGGCUCCAAAGAAUCUA
This is a messenger RNA of Carlito syrichta (Philippine tarsier), 1369 nucleotides long. It is a transcript of the gene ZSCAN16, whose product is annotated as zinc finger and SCAN domain containing 16. Lineage: Eukaryota; Metazoa; Chordata; Mammalia; Primates; Tarsiidae. Gene Ontology annotation, molecular function: DNA-binding transcription factor activity, RNA polymerase II-specific; RNA polymerase II cis-regulatory region sequence-specific DNA binding. Gene Ontology annotation, biological process: regulation of transcription by RNA polymerase II. The transcript is spliced from 4 exons. The record is from RefSeq and is a predicted model, not a curated record. Bases 201 to 1235 code for a protein of 344 amino acids.